This is a messenger RNA of Rhizopus microsporus ATCC 52813, 261 nucleotides long. RefSeq lists its product as uncharacterized. The record is from RefSeq and is a predicted model, not a curated record. The coding region runs from base 1 to 261 and encodes 86 amino acids. Gene Ontology annotation, molecular function: protein heterodimerization activity. NCBI's taxonomy places the organism in Eukaryota, Fungi, Mucoromycota, Mucoromycetes, Mucorales, Rhizopodaceae. The transcript is spliced from 2 exons.
AUGAGAUCUGACGAAUUUGAUCGUGAAAAGCUGAGAAAGAUCAUUACAAAAAAGCUAGGCGGAAUGAAGUUGGCACCCAAUGUUGAAUUGCUUAUUUAUUUGGACUUUCUUUGUUUUAUGGAAGAUCUCGCUAAAUCAGCAGAAGCAACCUCGUUAAAGAAGAAUCACUCGGCUGUCAAUCGGUCAGAUAUUAUGGAAGCAUUAGAAGUAUGUCUCAUAGAUUUAACGGGGAGAGAUACACUAACAUGGUUUUAUAUAUAG